AUGGCAAUGAUACGGUCAAGGUUAGCUAUCGGAUUGGUUAACACUCCUAGAGUUGGUCUGAGACCUACAGGGACGGUGUUGAGUUCUUCGAUUAGGACUUACGCUCAAUCAUGGGACGGCAGAAAACCUAACGAAAAGAUCGAAGCCCAUAUGAAGGUUCAGAAGCUGAUGGACGACAUCCAUGCACAUCCCAAAGUUAUGGAGAAAUUGAACGUUGUCAGCGAGAUUAUGAUUUCGAAAGGUUUAGCUAGCGAAAACUCCGCCAAGCCUCUAGGGCCUUGGCAGAUGAUCAAGAUUUUGAUGGACAAAGACUUAAAGGUUGCCAUGAACGACUUCAAGACUGAGCUCGAAAGCGCAGGCAUUGAUCUCGGUCCUGAUCAGCUGGGACCGUUGAUGACAGUGCUGGGAAUCGAGAAAAAGAGGGACGAGUGA
Molecule: messenger RNA, 432 nt
Organism: Torulaspora globosa
Lineage: Eukaryota; Fungi; Ascomycota; Saccharomycetes; Saccharomycetales; Saccharomycetaceae
Gene: DPC13
Product: Dpc13p
Exons: 1
Coding region: 1-432 (143 amino acids)
Source: RefSeq, a predicted model, not a curated record